This is a messenger RNA of Dendrobium catenatum, 4329 nucleotides long. Its product is annotated as leucine-rich repeat receptor protein kinase MSP1. Gene Ontology annotation, biological process: protein phosphorylation. The coding region runs from base 150 to 4049 and encodes 1299 amino acids. NCBI's taxonomy places the organism in Eukaryota, Viridiplantae, Streptophyta, Magnoliopsida, Asparagales, Orchidaceae. Gene Ontology annotation, molecular function: protein kinase activity; receptor serine/threonine kinase binding; ATP binding. The record is from RefSeq and is a predicted model, not a curated record. The transcript has 3 exons.
AGACUGGAGAGAUGCCUCUAUGGUCGCAUUGCUACUUCCCUUUCAUCCGUUCUUAGAAUCUAAGGUCAAGCCAAGAGGCUCCGCAAGAUACACUUCGUGCAUUUGCAGAGAACUCUAUAUUUUACACUAGCAGAAAUUGCACAGCAGGGAUGCCUUGCCAAGCACCAAAACAAAUGGCAUCUAGUGCAAAUGUAUCCAUGGUUCUCUUCUUCAUCUGCUGUGUUUCCUUUUCAAGUGCAGAAACAAGCAAGGAUGUACAGACACUCUUUACUCUCAGGUCCUCACUAAGCAGAGAGAGAGAACUCAUUCCAAGCUGGUUUAAUGGAAAAACACCACCAUGCCAGUGGUUAGGUGUAAAAUGCACCACUAAUCAUGAAAUUGUGGAGGCAAUAGAUUUAUCCUUCACACCUCUAAACCUUCCCAUCCCAAGCUGCAUUGGACAAUUCAGUUCCCUAAAGAUCCUCAACUUUAGCAAUUGUGAACUCUUUGGCCAAAUCCCAGAAACACUGGGGCAUCUGUGGAAUCUCCAGUAUUUGGACCUGAGCAACAAUCAACUUUCUGGAACUGUUCCUCUUUCACUUGCCAAUUCGACGAAGCUUAAACAAUUAUUGCUGGGUUCAAACAUGUUGCAUGGGAACUUGGGCCCAAUAAUUAGGCAGUUCAAUGAUCUCAGAAUACUCAGUUUAUCUGGAAAUGUCUUCUCUGGAAACCUCCCCAUGGAGUUGGGAAAUCUACAGAAGCUGCAGGUUCUAGAGUUCAGCAUGAACUCUUUUGCUGGGAGUCUUCCGGAAAGCCUUGGGAAUCUGACCCAACUCAUACACUUAGAUGGAAGCCAUAAUGGGUUUACAGGAACAUUCUUUUUUGGCCUUGGUUCUCUUGUCAAUCUAAAGACACUGGACCUCUCUUCUAACAGCUUUACAGGACCUCUAACGGAAGAUAUUGGGAAGUUGUCAAGUCUAAUAUCUUUAUGGUUGGGUCCUAAUGGCUUCAAUGGGAGUAUUCCAGUGGAAAUUGGAAAUCUUAAACAGCUCGAAAUCUUUUCAAUCCCUAGCUGCAAGUUCACUGGGAAAAUUCCCAGUGAGAUCUCCAAACUCAAGAAAAUAACAGACCUGGACAUAUCUGACAACAACUUUGAAGGGGAGCUUCCUCCAUGUAUUGGGGAACUGACAAAUCUUAAUUACCUCGUUGCAUCCCAUGCUGGACUCACUGGGAAGAUACCCGAGGAGUUGGGAAAUCUGAAGAAUCUGAUGAUAUUGGAUCUCUCCUUCAAUCACUUCUAUGGUCCAUUGCCAGAUAGUCUCUUUGCGCUUGAAUCCAUCAACUCAUUCCUUGUUGAUGAUAACCAUUUGUUUGGACCAAUUCCUGGCUGGUUGUCAAAUUGGAGCAUGGCACGAUUCAUCAGUUUGGAGAAGAACGACUUCAGUGGGACUCUGCCUUCUUUAAGGCUACAGUACUUGACCUCAUUCACUGCUGACGCAAACCAUCUGUCAGGAGAGAUCCCCGCUGAUAUUUGUGAGGCUGAGUCACUCUCUCAUCUUUCUCUUGCUGACAAUGAACUCACAGGAAGCAUUCAUGAAACCUUCAGAGGAUGCUCAAACCUCACUGAUUUAAUCUUAAACGGGAACAAGUUCUUCGGACAGGUUCCAGGUUAUUUAGCCGAGUUGCCUUUAGUUACCCUAGAGCUUUCGCACAACAACUUCUCUGGCUUUCUUCCCUCACAAUUGUUGCAGUCUGAAACCAUAGUUGAAAUCUAUCUCUGUGACAAUCAACUUAGUGGUAAGCUCCCAGAUAGCAAUGGAGGUUUAUCUCUUCUUCGGAGGUUGCAACUUGACAAUAAUUAUUUUGAAGGAUUCAUUCCAAACUCUAUUGGAAAAUUAAGCAACUUAACUAAUUUGUCACUUCAUGGGAAUAAACUCUCUGGGGGGAUCCCAUUAGAUCUCUUCAACUGUACUAACCUGGUAGAACUUGACAUUGGAUCAAACAGAUUGUCUGGGCCUAUUCCUAAGGCCAUAUCUCAGUUGAAGCUUCUAGGUGAUCUAGUGUUUUCCAACAACCUGUUAUCUGGUGAAAUACCUGAUGAAAUCUGUGCGGGGUUUCAGUUGGCGCAGCACCCGGAUUCUGAAUUCAAUCAGCAUUAUGGUGUGCUUGAUCUAUCGUAUAACAAUCUUAAAGGUCAGAUUCCAAAAACAAUCAAGAACUGUGUGGAAGUAAAAGAGCUAAUGUUGCAAGGAAACAAGCUUAAUGGCAUCAUCCCUCCUGAGCUUAAUGACCUCCUGAACCUGGCUGUCCUUGAUCUUUCUUUCAAUUCUCUUUCAGGUACAUUAUUGUCUGCACAGUUCUCUUUAAAGAACCUUCAGGGCUUACUUUUGUCAAACAACCAGCUAGAGGGUCCAAUUCCUGAUAAUCUUGGCUUGAUGAUGCCAAGUUUAGUGAAGCUUAACUUAUCAAGUAAUCGACUUACUGGCCCUCUUCCUGAAUCUCUUUUUGUUCUUAAGAGCCUUACGCAUUUGGACACUAGCCUAAAUUUUCUCUCUGGGUCUAUAUCGUUUCUCACAGACAUUGAUGGUGGAGUUAGCUCACUUAUUAUAUUCAACGCCAGCAAUAAUUUAUUCUCUGGUGCUAUAUCAGAGUCUAUUUCAAACCUAACUUCUCUCUCUAUUCUCGACCUCCAUAACAAUAAUUUCACUGGAAGUCUUCCAUCUUUAUUGUCCAGUCUAAAUUCUCUCACUUAUCUUGAUGUCUCUAACAACAAUCUCCAGGAUGCCAUCCCUUGUAAGAUUUGCAGCAUAGUUGGGCUCACAUAUGUGAAUUUUUCUGGCAAUAAAUUUGACAAUUUUGCACCAGAGAGCUGCACGAUGUCCCAGGCAUGUGUAGGGAGUCACAUUAUCUCAAAGCCAUUGGCUGCAUACCCUUCUGCACGAUUGUUUGGUCGAGCUUUAGUUUGGGGUAUUAUUAUUUCUGUCGCAUUUAUUUCUGUGUUAAUUUUUUUCAUUAUUAUCAAAUGGAGGAGACAUUACCAGAAAAAUUUAGCCCUCGCUCCAGCAAAUAAGACCAAGUCAUCAGCUAUUGAGCCAGCAUCCUCUGAGGAGCUUUUGAGCAAAAGACUAAAGGAGCCAGUCAGCAUCAACAUUGCCACUUUUGAGCAUGCUUUGUUUCGCAUCACUCUUGCUGAUAUCAUGAAAGCAACAAAUGAGUUUAGCAAGUCUCAUAUUAUUGGGGAUGGUGGAUUCGGCACGGUCUAUAAGGCGUCUUUACCUGAAAACCAGGUUGUUGCAAUUAAAAGGCUCAAUAGUGGGAGACAUUUUCAGGGUGACCGGGAGUUCCUGGCUGAAAUGGAGACUAUUGGAAAGGUGAAGCACAGGAAUCUUGUUCCCUUGCUUGGCUACUGUGUCUUUGGUGAAGAGAGGUUUCUAAUCUACGAGUACAUGGAAAAUGGGAGUCUUGAGCAAUGGCUUAGGAAACAAGCUGAUGCUGAUGGAACACUUAGCUGGUCAAUUCGGCUAAAGAUCUGCUUAGGCGCUGCCCGGGGGCUAUCUUUCCUGCAUCAUGGCUUUGUCCCUCACAUUAUUCACAGGGAUAUGAAAUCAAGUAACAUCCUUCUUGACCAAUACUUCGAGCCCAGGGUUGCGGACUUUGGUCUUGCUCGUAUUAUCAGUGCUUGUGAGACUCAUGUAACUACUGACCUUGCUGGGACCUUUGGCUAUAUCCCACCAGAGUACGGCUUAACAAUGAAGGCAACAGCAAAGGGUGAUGUUUACAGCUUUGGGGUUGUAUUGUUGGAGUUGUUGACUGGAAGAACUCCUACUGGCCAGGAAGAAGAGAAGGGGGGAGGUAAUCUGGUGGAAUGGGUGAGGUGGAUGGAGGGCUUUGGGUUGGUUGAUGAGGUAUUUGAUCCAUCCCUUUCACCUAUCAACUUGUGGAGAGAGCAAAUGAUGUGUGUUCUGAGGGUUGCCAAGAUGUGUACCACUGAUGAGCCAGCCAAAAGGCCAACAAUGAUUGAAGUUGUGAACCAUUUUAAGGAGAUUCAGAUGAUGGAUGACAGUAUAUAAUAUAAUUUCAGAUGGAAUUCUGUUGCUCGAUCAAUUUACAGCAGUUCUGUAGCGCAGCUUAAUCAGCUUGGAUAAGUGACUGAAGCAGAUGGAAGGUAGCUCUAUAAAGUCUGAACACUGAUGAACUGAGGAUGGUUGCAAGGUUUGUCUCUUUUCAUCUCUUAGUUGAAAAUCAUGAUGGUUUUAUCACUUAGAUAUGUGAAAUAUUUCCUCCUUUGAACCUAUUUUGUAUUGUGUACUUUGAUUCUUAAAGUUUACUAAUUUCUGGAAUUUGCUGGUA